Molecule: messenger RNA, 1808 nt
Organism: Capsella rubella
Lineage: Eukaryota; Viridiplantae; Streptophyta; Magnoliopsida; Brassicales; Brassicaceae
Product: putative transferase At1g60990, chloroplastic
Exons: 14
Coding region: 23-1348 (441 amino acids)
Biological process (GO): glycine decarboxylation via glycine cleavage system
Cellular component (GO): mitochondrion
Molecular function (GO): aminomethyltransferase activity; protein binding
Source: RefSeq, a predicted model, not a curated record
CCUUCUCAAGAGUUGUACGGACAUGGCGAUGAUGAGGAUAGAUUGCGUUAGCCACAUCACCAAUACUGCUCUGCUUCCAUGUCUUUACAACGCAACAGUUCUUCGCCGCCGCUCCCUUAGUCUCCGAAAUAGUGGUUUCCGAGAACGAAAGUUUCAGUUCCGAUGCGUCUCUGCUUCUUCCGAUUCGUUGCAGUUCGAUUUCUCGCCGCCUCCGAUUGACCACGAUCUCCAUGAUACGAUUACUGUUGCGGGAGGGAAAGUCUCAGAAGAUGGCGUUGUUGAGAGUUUUGAUAACGACGAUGAGGCUUUAGAUGCAUUUGAUAAUGGAGUGGCGGUUGUGGACCUCUCACAUUUUGGGAGGAUACGAGUUAGCGGAGAUGACCGAGCUCAUUUCCUUCAUAACCAAACUACCGCAAAUUUUGAAAGCCUUAGUGAAGGACAGGGAUGUGACACUGUAUUCGUCACCCCAACUGCUCGAACGAUAGAUAUUGCACAUGCCUGGAUCAUGAAAAAUGCAAUACUGCUAACGGUUUCUCCAACGACAUGCCAAAGUAUAAUUGAGAUGCUGGACAAGUACAUAUUUUUUGCUGACAAGGUAGAGAUCAAGGACAUCACCAAGCAAACUUGCUUACUUGCUUUAGUAGGACCCAAAAGCAAUCAAAUCAUGUCUAAACUGAAUCUGGGAGAUCUUAUUGGGCAACCAUAUGGCAAGCAUCAACAUUAUAGUUUUGAUGGAAUGCCAAUAACUGUUGGGGUCGGAAGUCUUAUUUCAGACGAAGGCUUUACCAUGUUAAUGUCACCAGGGGGUGCUGUUUCAGUCUGGAAGACUCUUUUAGCUGAAGGUGCCAUUCCUAUGGGUUCUGUAGCCUGGGAGAAACUUAGAAUUACUCAAGUCCUACUAAAAGGCAUGAUUGUUCGUUAUUCACCUAAUAAAGGCAAGAAGCUCGUAAGAAGACCAGCACCUGAGAGAGAGCUCAGCAAGGAUUUUAAUGUUUUGGAGGCAGGUCUAUGGAACUCAAUCUCUCUGAACAAAGGAUGUUAUAAGGGACAGGAGACAAUAGCAAGACUCAUAACUUAUGAUGGAAUCAAGCAAAUGUUAUGUGGACUUAAUCUCUCUGCUCCAGCGGGACCCGGCAGCGCCAUCACAGCUGACGGGAAAAAGGUGGGGAAACUAACAAGCUACACUACGGGGAAAAACGGGUCUGGCCAUUUCGGGUUAGGCUACAUCAAGAAAAAAGCAGCUUCAGUUGGAAACACAGUGACUAUAGGUGAAGAUAUUUCUGGGAUAGUGUCUGAAGUCCCUUAUCUAGCGCGACAACAUCCUCCAUCAUCCAACCCAAGUUCUUGAAUAUGUAAGGAAAAAUACUAUGAUGCAAGGAAACUACACAAGGACAACACACUGCAGCUUCACCUAAAUUCAUCAAGCGAAAAGAAGAAUUAAACGACGUUGUUUUGAGUUGACCGGAGAUCUAUGAGCAAAAACUGUAAUCUCAGUAGAACGAUAAAGAAGACCUUGCGAAAGGUGAAUUGGAAGAAGGGAGAAUACGACAGAGAAAGCUAAGAAGAUUGCAGCCAACUUCAUAUGUCUUUCUGUAAGUUUCUUCUCUCUCUUUGUUUUUCUAUAUAUUGUUAUGAUUAUGCGAUUGUCCCCAAACAAGCACUAACAAUUUUAAAAUAUUGACAUAUACACAUUGGACUGUGCAUCAUUUGUAUCCUGGAGUUUUUUUUCCGUUUUGGGUGGUAGUCUAUGGACGUAGCUAUAUAAUUGUUUAUUGCUUCAAUGAUUACAGUGGCUCAAUUUUUCUCUA